AGGUCAACGGCUCGUCUGUAGCAUCUGACGCUAAUGAGCGCUAGCCAUGUCCAGGUCUCCACACAGCGCAGGAACGGAGCUAAAGCGGGUCAAAUGGAGAGACGUGGCGCCUCCAGAACCAGCAAAGUGUUGGCUGAGCGGAACCAGGCGGUGGUGUCGGUAGGAGCCUGGGUGGAGGACGGACAGGACUUCUUGGAGCACCCGGCUGCUCUUGCUUCGCUAACCGAGGAGCUGCAGGCUGACAAAAGAAGAGCGGCUGAAGAGAGUCUCAGACGAUUUCAAGACGGAGUACGACGCCGUCUGGCACAGCGAUCUUACAUCAGCAAGGCCAGACACCAGACGGCGACACCUGACAGGAGAAUCCCACAUUAUCAGGUCCGGACCCACCAGGUGUCGGUUGGUGAGGAUCAGAUUUCUGCAGAAGGUGCUGCACAACGGAGCAGGAGCUCUCCAGAGUCGAGAGAAGCGAUGAGGCAGGUCAGACUCAGACUGGCUGCCUGUCGGCUGAUCCAGCAGGACGCAGCGGCGUCAGAUCUUCCUGGAGGCAGCUGGAACGUCUCUCCAACCAGACACAGAAAUAAUUUUCACAUGCUGAGGUCAGGAGAGGAUGUUCUGGAAGAGGAAGAGCAGGAAACAACGGAUGCGCCUUUCUUCUUUAGUCACCACGAGUGCCCGCUCGUUCAGCAGAAGGUGGGAGUUCAUGAGCUGUGGGAUCCAGAGAAAUCCCACUCUGAUCCUGGUUCUACAUCUGACUUCAAAGUCUCUCAGGUUCUCUGGCCUCUGCCGGACCAGGAAAAAGUGAAACAACAGCGUCAGUCUCAGUUCCUGCAGCAGCGCCGUCAGGCCAUGAGCACCGAGCGAGAGCAGGUGAAGGAGAACCAACGACUCAGGAAACACCUGAAGAGGACGGCAAGGAUUAAAGCGGAGAAAGAAAAGGUUCGUCUGGAGGAAGAGGUGAGGCUGGAGCAAGCUCAGCAGCUCGCAAACAUCAAACGGAAGCUGGAGGAACGAGAGCUGCUGAUUCUGGAGCGACUGAAGCUUGAGGAAGAGGAGAGAGAGAGAAGUGCGCAGCUGCAGAGGAGGAGAAGAGAGGAGAAAGAGAAAGACACUGCAAGGUUCGUUGAGGCUCUGAGAGCUCGGAUGAAGGAGCGGCUGUCUCAGGUGAAGCUGGAGCCUCCUCCACUCUGCUGCUGCGCCUCCUCUUUCUGGGACUCCCACCCCGACACUUGCGCCAACAACUGUGUCUUCCACAACAAUCCCAAAGAGUAUUCAAAGGCCUUACAUUCAACAAUGGUGAGUUUGGAUUUACUGUAAAGGGAGCUGAUGUGCUGCAGCCCACACUGUCCAGUAGAGCUGUUUGUUUCUCUUCAAAAACACGUUUUAAAAUAUUUUGAAAUUGUCAUGUUCAGAAUCAAAUGUUAAGACUGAUAUUAGUGUUUUUUCUAUGCAAGCCUGCAGUCGGUUCUUGUUUAGGCCUCUCACUGGCCAUGACAUUUUCCUAUACACGUUGCAUCGUUUAUUGUUUCUCAU
Molecule: messenger RNA, 1530 nt
Organism: Nematolebias whitei (Rio pearlfish)
Lineage: Eukaryota; Metazoa; Chordata; Actinopteri; Cyprinodontiformes; Rivulidae
Gene: ccdc15
Product: coiled-coil domain containing 15
Exons: 10
Coding region: 34-1314 (426 amino acids)
Cellular component (GO): centrosome
Source: RefSeq, a predicted model, not a curated record